AUGAGAAGUGCGGACCAGGACUAUAAAAAUCAUAGGACACGAGACCUAUACAACAAGAUUAGCUCUUUAAGCAAGGAUUUUAAACCGAAAAUAAUGUUUUUAAGAAACGAAAAUGAUACUUGGUUAACGGAUAGAGACGACAUAGUCGAGGAAUGGGCUCAAUACUUCGACCAGCUGCUAAAAUGUAGAGAACCCUCUAAUCCAUUCCUCUUUGAGAAUAAAGAACCGAAUGGGGAAGAUUAUCCCGAACCUACGAUAGAGGAAAUUGCGAAACAAAUAAAAACCCUAAAAAACCACAAGUCGCCCGGUGAAGAUGGAAUUACCGGAGAGCUACUUAAAACAGGUGCGGAUAAUCUUGUUAAAUAUAUUCAUCGUUUAAUAAGUUUAAUAUGGCAAAAAGAAGAGAUACCAAAGGAAUGA
Molecule: messenger RNA, 420 nt
Organism: Rhopalosiphum padi (bird cherry-oat aphid)
Lineage: Eukaryota; Metazoa; Arthropoda; Insecta; Hemiptera; Aphididae
Exons: 1
Coding region: 1-420 (139 amino acids)
Source: RefSeq, a predicted model, not a curated record